Heteronotia binoei (common prickly gecko) is the source of this 1824-nucleotide messenger RNA. Its product is annotated as zinc finger protein OZF-like. The transcript is spliced from 4 exons. Gene Ontology annotation, biological process: regulation of transcription by RNA polymerase II. The record is from RefSeq and is a predicted model, not a curated record. Bases 24 to 1721 code for a protein of 565 amino acids. Lineage: Eukaryota; Metazoa; Chordata; Lepidosauria; Squamata; Gekkonidae. Gene Ontology annotation, molecular function: DNA-binding transcription factor activity, RNA polymerase II-specific; RNA polymerase II cis-regulatory region sequence-specific DNA binding.
GAGCGGAAGGGAAAGGAGCCGCCAUGCAGCCUGCUCAGGCGGCCGUGUCCUUCGAAGAGGUGGCCGUGCGUUUCGCCCCGGAGGAGUGGACGCUGCUGCGCCCAGCCCAGAGAGCUCUGUACAAGGAAGUCAUGCUGGAGAAUUUUGGGAACGUGGCCUCUCUGGAACCUCUGGCUGCCAAACCUGACUUCAUAUCCCGACUGGAAGAAGAAGACCUGUUUCUUCUGGGCUGUGACGAAGAAGAGGGAUGGGCAGGAGACACCUGGCAGUCAGUAAAAGAAGCAGAGCACCAGUGGAUGGAAGGAGAGGAUCCGUAUUCAGAUGUGAAAGAGAAGUCUGAAUAUUUGGAUGCACCAAGGAAAGAGGAGGGAAAACACCUACCUAACCAGAGGCGCAAUUCUGGCCUUUUACGGAGGGACGACUCAUUACGGCAAAAAAUAUCUCAAGGAGACAACAGGAAUGAGCGCACUGCAAGCAAGAAAAAUUUCACUGAAAUAUCAGUAAUCAAUAUUCAAGGAAGGAUGUGUAACAGAAAUAAAAUAUAUACAUGCUGGGAGUGUGGGAAAAGUUUCAGUCAAAGAGGGCGCCUUACUUCCCAUCAAAGAAUCCACACAGGAGAAAAACCAUAUAAAUGCCAUGAGUGUGGGAAAACCUUCCGUUGCAGUUCAUACCUUCGUGUUCAUCAGAAAGUUCACACUGGAGAGAAACCAUAUAAAUGCCAGGAGUGUGGGAAAAGCUUCAGCCAGAGAAACACUCUUACUAACCAUGAAAGAAUUCACACAGGGGAGAAGCCAUAUAAAUGUCUGGAGUGUGGGAAAGGCUUUGCUGACGGUUCCAGUCUUAUUUCCCAUCGAAGGAUUCACACAGGGGAGAAGCCGUACAAAUGCCUGGAGUGUGGGAAAAGCUUCGGCCGCAAUUCAAAUCUUAGUAUCCAUCAGAAAAUUCACAUAGAGGAGAAGCCAUAUAAAUGCCUGGAGUGUGGGAAAAGCUUCCGUCACAGUUCCAGUCUUACUUCCCAUCAAAGAAUUCACACAGGAGAGAAACGAUACAAAUGUCUGGAGUGUGGGGAAAGCUUUGGUCAUAAUUACAGUCUUACUUCCCAUCAAAGAACUCACACAAGGGAGAAACCUUAUCAAUGCCUGGAGUGUGGGAAAAGCUUCCGUCAGAGUUCACAUCUUAGUGUCCAUCAGAGAAGUCACACAGGGGAGAAACCAUAUAAAUGCUUGGAGUGUGGGAAAAGCUUCAGUGAGAGUGGAAAACUUACUUACCAUCUAAGAACUCACACAGGGGAGAAACCAUAUCAAUGCCUGGAGUGUGGGAAAAGCUUCAGUGUGAAUUCCAGUCUGUCUACCCAUCGAAAAAUUCACACAGGGGAGAAACCAUACAAAUGCCUGGAGUGUGGGAAAAGCUUCUUUUACAGUUCAUACCUUAGUGUCCAUCAGAGAAGACACACAGGGGAGAAACCAUAUAAAUGCCAGGAGUGUGGGAAAAGCUUCAGUCAGAGUAGUACUCUUACUUCCCAUCAACGAAUUCACACUGGUGAGAAACCAUAUCAAUGCCUGGAGUGUGGGAAAAAUUUCAGUUCGAGUUCCAGUUUUGCUUUCCAUCGAAGAAUUCACACAGGGGAGAAAUCAUAUAAAUGCCUGCAAUGUGGAAAAAGUUUCCAAAAGAAUGCACUCCUUAGUUACCACCAAAGAACACACACAAGGGAAAAGAAAUAAUCUGCAUAUGCACGGUUUUAAUUAUGAAUGUUUAUGCAUUAUGUAUUUUCAUAACCUCUAUAAAGUUCAAAUUCUGGUCAGGAAAAGUACCAGACGUUCAAAA